Messenger RNA from Dentiscutata erythropus, 810 nucleotides. Lineage: Eukaryota; Fungi; Glomeromycota; Glomeromycetes; Diversisporales; Gigasporaceae. The record is from the annotation of a GenBank genome assembly.
AUGAAUAACUCACCUUUUCUUCAAAACGGGUUUAACUCACCAUCGCUUUAUACUAAUAAUGAUUCUUGCCCACCUUUCCUUUCUACUAACGACGGUUUUAACUCACCUCUAAUUCAUACAAGUGACGCUUCUAAUUCAUAUUUGCUUUAUACUAACGACGCUUGUGCAUCCUUGCUUCAGUCUAAUGACGCUUAUAGCAACUUCACAGACGAUAUAGUGGCUUCUGGGGGUAUUUUGGACGACUUUAGCGAACAACCGAUCUUGGAGAAUACUUUUGACGAAUUCAACAAUGGACAACCGAAUUCGGAGAAUGCUUUCGACAAAUUCGACAAGGAGAAUGAAUUGGAUUUUGAGGACGAAACUGAAGAUGCUGAACCUAAAUAUUCUUUAACUGUGAAUCAGGCUUUUGGAACUUGGAAGGCAGUUGAUGAGACUGAUAAGAAUUUGACUAGUCAAGAAGAGAUGGUUGGCACGAAUAAAGGAGGUGGUAAUGAUCAAAAUAAGCAUUCUUUAUCAACUACAAGUCACAAUGUUGAAAGUUUAAACUCAGAAAACAUGGUUGACCAUGCUCAUCAUGAAAAUAGGCCUCGGCACUGUGGUGCUUGUGGUCAAAUAGGCCAUAAUGCUCGUACAUGCAACUUGAAUUUUUCAAGUAAAGACCAUCGUGAAAAUGUGAAUCAAUUACCAUUACAAAUUGUAGACGAUAAUGUUGGAGUUAAUGAUCACACUAAUAAUAAGGUUCGCCACUGUGGUACUUGUGGGCAAGUAGGUCAUAACGCUCGUACAUGUAACUCUAAAAGUAGCUCGUAA